This is a messenger RNA of Pocillopora meandrina, 849 nucleotides long. Lineage: Eukaryota; Metazoa; Cnidaria; Anthozoa; Scleractinia; Pocilloporidae. The record is from the annotation of a GenBank genome assembly.
GAGCCGGUCCCGGAGACCGAAAAGUUUGUUCUUAUAUUGAUAAUAAGCGCGCCUUUCAACCUUGAACAAAGAUACGCCAUUCGACAGACUUGGCUGUCCGUCUUCAUCAACCAUUCUGUUGCACAAGAUCAUUCAAACGUACGAAUCUUGAAGGACCCUAUUAACUCUACCAAUAACCUACUUAUCCAGUAUUUCUUCGUCUGCGGCCACAGCCAAGAACAAGAGGUUGAAACUGUGGUGAAAAGUGAAAGCAUGAUUCAUGGAGAUAUUCUAAGAUUAAACUUCACAGAAUCAUAUUCGUUGCUGGUACAAAAGACUCUGAAUUCGCUGAGAUUUGCCUCAGCAGUAAACGUCAAGUUUGUGGUCAAAGUAGACGACGAUGUGUACCUGGAUGUCCGAAGGAUGGUUUGGCGAUUGCAAACUACUUCUUUACCUGACAUGUUGUUCGGAGGAACUCUGCUUUAUAAUUCACCUGCCAUUCGAGACCCGGGCCACAAGUACUUUAUCAGUUAUGAGGAUUUCAAUGGCACUUCAUAUCCUGUUUAUCCGAAUGGUCCAUUUUACAUCAUGUCUAAAAAAGUUGUUCUCGAGUUUCUCAACGCGUCUAAAAACAUUCGCUCAUUUAAAAUGGAAGACGCGUAUUUAGGAGUAUUGGCUAAACAUCUAGGUAUUGUUCCUACCCAGCUUGAUGGAGAAGGAACUUUGAUCAGACUAUGGCUUCCUCGAUUGGAGAGAACUUGGGAUGAUGCAGCAUUGAAUGCAACUUUUGCAGUAGGGGAUAGCUUAUCACCUGAACGGCUGUUUGCUUUUCACGAAAGAUAUCUAAAGCUUGAAACCGGUUUUAAUUGA